ACAGCUGUCCCCUUUCCUCCAAACCACCGGCUUACUAUUAAGGAGGUUUUUGAUCACGAUGGGAAGCCUCGUGUGGAUGUUCUCAAGGCUCACCUUACCAAGGAAGGCCGGGUGGAUGAGACUGUCGCUAUGAGGAUUAUAACAGAAGGAGCAUCCAUUCUUCGUCAGGAGAAGACCAUGCUGGAUAUUGAAGCCCCAGUCACAGUGUGUGGUGACAUCCAUGGACAGUUCUUCGAUCUGAUGAAGCUGUUUGAAGUGGGCGGUUCACCAGCCUCCACCCGCUACCUCUUCCUUGGGGACUAUGUGGACAGAGGGUACUUCAGCAUUGAAUGUGUGUUGUACCUUUGGGCCUUGAAAAUCUUGUAUCCAAAAACCUUGUUUUUACUUCGUGGGAACCAUGAAUGUAGACAUUUGACAGAGUAUUUCACCUUUAAACAGGAAUGUAAAAUUAAAUAUUCAGAACGAAUAUAUGAUGCGUGCAUGGAUGCCUUUGACUGCCUUCCAUUGGCUGCACUGAUGAACCAACAGUUCCUGUGUGUACAUGGAGGCCUUUCUCCUGAGGUUAACACCUUAGAUGAUAUCAAGAAAUUAGACAGAUUCAAAGAACCACCUGCAUAUGGGCCUAUGUGUGACCUACUCUGGUCAGACCCGCUAGAGGACUUUGGAAAUGAAAAGUCUCAGGAACACUUCACUCACAAUACAGUUCGAGGCUGCUCCUAUUUCUACAGUUACCCCGCUGUGUGUGAAUUCCUACAACAUAAUAAUUUAUUAUCAGUAAUCCGAGCUCAUGAGGCACAGGAUGCUGGGUAUCGAAUGUACAGAAAGAGCCAAACAACAGGAUUCCCUUCACUAAUUACCAUUUUUUCUGCCCCCAACUACCUAGAUGUCUACAAUAACAAAGCUGCAGUUUUGAAAUACGAGAACAAUGUCAUGAAUAUCCGACAGUUUAACUGUUCCCCACAUCCUUACUGGCUGCCCAACUUUAUGGAUGUGUUCACUUGGUCGUUGCCAUUUGUUGGAGAGAAAGUAACUGAGAUGUUGGUGAAUGUGUUAAGUAUCUGCUCCGAUGACGAACUGAUGACUGAUGGGGAGGACGGCUUUGAUGAACAGCUCAUUUAUGGCCAGAAGAAAGGUGCAUCUGCUGCUGCUCGUAAAGAGGUCAUUAGGAACAAGAUUCGGGCAAUCGGCAAGAUGGCCAAGAUGUUUUCUGUCCUCAGAGAGGAGAGCGAAAGUGUCCUGACACUAAAAGGCCUAACUCCCACAGGAAUGUUGCCCAGUGGUGUGCUUGCCGGAGGAAAGCAAACACUCCAAAGUGCAACUAUUGAGGCUAUUGAGGCUGAUGAAGCUAUCCGAGGUUUCUCGCCUCAACAUAGGAUCAGCAGCUUUGAAGAAGCUAAAGGUCUGGAUCGUAUCAACGAGAGGAUGCCCCCUCGCAGAGAUGGCAUGCCCAGUGAUGGCAGCCUGAACUCCAUCAACAAGGCAGUCUCCACAGAGACUAAUGGCACUGACAGCAGUAACAUUCAGUGAUCCUUUGCAGUUUCCAGUUCCAAGGCAUGAUUGUAUUGUUGCCACAUAAGCGGUUUGACAUUCUUGCCUCUGAUUACUGCUGCAUGCUCUGGGAGCCACGUGUUGGACGACAGAUUACAGUAACAGAGUGAUAGUCAGAAAUUGUAUUGUGAUUGUUGACAGUUGAGUUACCUCAGAUGGAUUAUGCCUUUGGUGCUUCUAGACAAGCAAAAGUUAAUGCUGGUUAAAUAUUACACAUUAGAUGAAUCAAAACAUUUUCCUUUUGCAUUGAGGGAACUUACAGAUCUGUUUUGAAAGGCCUUUACUAUACUGGAUAUGGGAACUUUGUCUAGUAAACUCUUUACUCUUCUAGUGUAUGUUUACGAUUGCAGCACUAAAAGUUUGACAUAUUUUAAAAAAAAAUGAAAUUAUGAGGUUGUACAAACUAAAUAAUAGCUGAGAUAUGGACUAUUUAUUAACAACAUUUUUUGCUACUCUGGUAAGAGAGAUGAAACAAAUUAGGCAGUCUUAAAAAAGUUGAAAAAUCAUUAAAAUGCCAAAAAUCUAAUUUGGUUUUGUACAAAUUAUGCUUACCUCAGGUUUAUUUAGUGUGCUUGGUUGCUACCAGUUAUGUAUUUACAGUUAGCUUACUCACUUGGUAGUCGAUAGCCUUUCCAAAAACAAAUUAUAACUGGAAAUUUAUUUAUAACAUUUAUCAUUCAUUUUACUAUUCUACUUCAUUCGCAUUGACUUGGUUGUGGCUUGCUGGAAUUGUAUAUUAAUGAGUGACGCAUUUUUUUAAAUUUUAUUUUAUCUAUGAAAAACAAGACAUACCAUAUAAAAUGCAGUGGAUAGCAUCUGUAGUCUGUAAAACUGGCCUAUGCAUGUUUUUUUUCCAAUUUACGGCUGUACUAGCCUAUAUGGGACUGUAAUGCGCUUAGUGAUCUGACAUAUACUGGAAAUGUAAUGUAUACUGGCAUACUUUAUAUUCACUGUAUGAAAUUGCUUAAUGCCUUUUGAAUUUUUGUAAUGAAAAAAAACCUUGAAAUUACUCAGACAGGGAGUGGAACCUUAGAAAAGUUUUUUAAGUACAUAAGUGCAAACUUAGAAGGUUAGCAUGUUUAGCAGACAUUGUGGAAUUAAAAUCGACUUGUGGGUACAUGUAAAACGCUAGAUGCAUGAUACUGUUUAUGUCACAAUGGUUGUCUUUUUUUUGUUCUGUUCCGUGCCACAAAACAUUUAGUGUAUUUUCACCUCUUUGCUGUGUAUAUCAGUUACGGGUUUGAUACUAUGGUUAAAAACUGGUCCAUAAUGGAAGCUCCAUUGAUCUUUUUUUAACAACUGUAAAUGUGCCCAAGUAAUUCACUACAACCUGAAUGCCUUGCCUUUGUAAUUUGACCUCUGAAAUGUCAGCAGUUUAAGCAUGCACUUGUAACAAUGAGGAAGUAUUUUAUAUUACUAUUUCAAUAAAACAUGCAUGAACUUA
This is a messenger RNA of Callorhinchus milii (elephant shark), 2992 nucleotides long. RefSeq names its product serine/threonine-protein phosphatase 2B catalytic subunit alpha isoform. Gene Ontology annotation, molecular function: calmodulin binding; calmodulin-dependent protein phosphatase activity. Lineage: Eukaryota; Metazoa; Chordata; Chondrichthyes; Chimaeriformes; Callorhinchidae. The annotation marks the transcript as partial. The record is from RefSeq and is a predicted model, not a curated record. Gene Ontology annotation, cellular component: cytosol; calcineurin complex; cytoplasm. Gene Ontology annotation, biological process: calcineurin-NFAT signaling cascade. The transcript is spliced from 14 exons.